This is a messenger RNA of Staurois parvus, 314 nucleotides long. The record is from the annotation of a GenBank genome assembly. Lineage: Eukaryota; Metazoa; Chordata; Amphibia; Anura; Ranidae.
AUGUGCUCAGCUGGGUCCAAUCGCAGCUGAUCACAUGUAAACAGGGAAAUGGGACAUGCACACUGAUCAUCAGGGCACUGAUGAUCAGUGCGCCCUGAUGAUUUGUGUAGCCCCAGCAGUGCCACCUGUCAGUGUCCAUCAGUGCCUUGUGUCAGUGCUCAUCCAUGCCACCUGCCAGUGCCCAUCAGUGCCACAUAUCAGUGCACAUCAAUGCCACAUAUCAGUGUCUAUCUAAGCUGCCUUUCAGUGUCACCCAUCAAUGCCAGUCAGUGCCGCCCGUCAGUGCCAGUCAGCCGCCAGUGCCAGUCAGUGCC